This is a messenger RNA of Dracunculus medinensis (Guinea worm), 528 nucleotides long. The record is from the annotation of a GenBank genome assembly. NCBI's taxonomy places the organism in Eukaryota, Metazoa, Nematoda, Chromadorea, Rhabditida, Dracunculidae.
GCAUUAUCGCCACCGCUGUGCACUCAUUCAACCGACUGGUCAUUAGAUAACCGUAACAUUAUGCAUGAAUCAAGAGGAUAUAUUUUACUUAUCGCAUUCAUGCCAGUUCAUUGUAAUUUUUGCCAAAAUCAGUUAAAGAAAUUGCAAGUUACAACUCAAAUAUUUCGAGAAAUUCGAGUUGUAAUAAUCGUCGCAAUGGAUGAAAAUCCGAGAACAAUAAAUUAUUAUCAGCAAGAAUUUCCAGAAUUAACAAUAAUUAAAGAUUCGACUGCGGAUCGUGUUUGGGAAAAACAUGGCGCAACUCCGCACGACCAUUUUAUUUACGAUCGAUGUGGCCGACUUUCAAUUAUCAUUCGCCAUCCGAGAAGUGAUAUGAGCAACUAUGAGGACACAAUAAAAUCGCUGAAAUCGGCUCUAAAUUAUGCGCGGUGCGGUUGGUGCCAAUACGAUCCACAACCGUCGUUCAGAUCUUUACCGGUGAAUUAUUUUCUAUCAAAUUCUAUCCUCGAGCUUGAAAAUUCUCGUUAA